GCAAACAUGGCGGAACAGAGGAGGCUGUCAAGUUCGAAUUUGUCUCACUCUCAAAUAAGUGAAAGCCUCCAAACUGUUGAAGAGUCGUUAUUAGUUGGUGAGAAAAGCUCUCCUGUAGUCUUGGGUAGACAGGAGAGCGUUUUUCUCGCCGAGUCCUCAGCUUCGACUUCUGUAGAAGAUCAAGAAAAUUCAGGUAACUCCAAAGCAUUCAACCAACGGUUUGUGUUCGGGAGUUGUGAAACAAUUCAAAGCGAAAGUGUAGCAGAAUCUGAGAUUCUCACAGAAGAGGACGAUUAUUCAGACGAGUUUGAAUCAGCUGGUUCAAGUCAGGGGGAAUUCUCCACAAAGGUAGGAAAAGAAGACACAUGCAGUUGCGUUACUCACCAAGUUUGUUUAGUCACGAUGGCAGACUGGACAUUGGCAUAAUUUUGUCAGUUAAGGAUUUGUAAUAUUUUCAAGCUUCUCACUAUGAAAGGAUUCCUAAACCUGUUAAUAAAUUAUAUUAUAUAAGACUUAACACUUGCUGCCUAAUUCUUAAUUUUGUUCAGUUUUCCUGUAGUUCUUCAUUAUUUUAAGUUGGUCAAUUUAGUUUACUGUGUAACUCAGAAAACUUGGAAUACCAGAAAUACUUUGGAAAUCUUACUGUUUGGUGCGAUGAAACUAAACCACAAGCAGCAUAGUUGCUAGGUUUGUCAGGUCUGCCUAUGUGUUCCAUCUGUUGGUGGUUUUAUGGUUUGCCUGUGUGUCCUUUUCUUAGCUCUGAUUGGACACUUCACAAUGAACAUUCCUGAAAUAAUUUGGGUGUUCACAGUUUUCUGAGUUUCACUGUCAAUAAGUGUGCUGAAAAUUACUUGAUUGUUUCGUGGCAGGAUGAUGGUGUAGGUCAAGCGACGGAGAUACAAGGGACCUACAUCAGAAAGAAAUUGGCAGCACUGUCAUCAAGACUCGGCUCCAAAACAGAGAAUGUAAGGGGGCAAGUCAAGGAUAAGAAGACAGUUGGUAGGUAAGCUUUUAGUAACUUGAGCUGGUGAUGUCAUUUAACCAACAUCUUCUUGCAGUUGUUUGCCAUUUACAUGGGCAAACCAAAAAACCUGCAAUUUUUUAUGAAGGAGCUGUUUAAGAUAAUCACACUUUUUUUUACUACUAUUGAUAGGUCUUUUUGUUUAUUAUACCUCAUUUUUAGUUUGUGAUGAAAUAAAUAACUUUUGUUCAAGAAAAAUACAAGUACUAAAAGUGAAGAAAUUGAUGACUGAUGGUCCACAAUGUAAGUACCAAGAUUUUAUUUUUAGGAGCUUAUUAAUAGGAAAAGUUGGUAAAAGUCCUUUUACCAACUUGACUAAUCUUGACUGUAACCAAAAGGAUAGAUUGAUUUUCUCUUUACUCCAAAAUGCUGCAAUUAACAUCAGUAUAGCACAUGAGGGUAAUGUUCUCACCACUUGUCCUGUAACACACCCAGUGGGGUUACUCCAGAUUUCAAGUGACAGGGAUGAUUGAAGGAUUUUUUGGGGUUUGAAAAUUUCGAUUUUAGGAUUUUUUGGGGGUAGGAAAAAUUUUGGCAAGUAUUUUUUUGGGGUAGCUUGAUUUAAGUAGGGAUUUCCCAUGUGUCCCAGCAGCAAAGUUAUGCAAAUAAAGUAAAACCAAACUUGUUUUGCGCCUGUUUUAAUAUUUAUCGCAUUACAUUGCAUCUUUUUUCAUAAAUGUUUGAAGCCAUGGGAGGUUUUUGGGUUUUGAUUUUUAGCCCCAUUUGAUCAUCCCUGUUACUUGAAAUCUGGAGUAUUCCCCGCCUGGGGUAACACAUCACCUAAUGACUGUAAUGAUCAAGCUUUAUGCACAUUGUAAUAAUUACAUCAUUGCGAUUGAAUUUACUUUUAAAUUUAAGCGGGUAAACUAGUACUGAGAGUGGCAACUUCCAGGCAAGAAGCUGAUAAGUCUGUUGUAGGGAAUAAAAGGAAAAUUGAAAGUUUAAAGAUUGAAAACUUGAUGAGCAAAACAGAAAAGGUUAGUAGUGUCAGUAAAACAUCAGUACCAUCAAUUGGUCUUGUUAGUUAGUCAGUGUGGCCAUAUAUAUGUUGUAUUCACUUUUCAUGUUCAGUGCAAUUUUCAGGUUCAGAUUUUCACAAAGAUGUUUAAACCAACUAACAGCUAUCUACCAAAAAAUUAAAUUAGAGUGAAAGAAAAAUGUAUCUUGCACCACAAUAAUUAGAAGGAGGGUUGGAUUCAUUUAUUCUGGAAAUUCUGAGAAACAAACACUUUUGGGGGGAAUAUUUUGACAUAGCCUGAGUAAUAUGCCUAGGAGAACAUAGACCAGAGGAAAGGGGGGGGGGGUCUUAUCAUGAGUUCACGAACAACAAUUUUUGUGUUUCACGAGUCACAAAACAAAUAUUUAUGUUUUUGCUCUUCUCAAAAAUAGAGGUCGUACAAAAUGUCAAAUACAUUACUUUAUUCCCAUUUUGUAAAGCUGUAGGUGGGUCUGAGGGCACUGAAGUGUGAAGUUACAUCAAGAGACACAGAAGUGAAGUUAUAUCAAACCACUAGAUGCUAGUUAAGGUCAUUUGGCCAAAUUAACGAUUUCUUUCUUUUGAUUGAUCUUCAAUGUACAUGUAAACAAUCAAGGAUUUUGGCAGUUCAGGUUUCACAGCAUGCCCUUCAAUCACAAUUCACAGAACAGUACUCCAGUAGAUCAUGAUUCACGGACACCAAAAAUGGUCGAUCAAGGUGUCACGAAAAUAAGCUAACCCCCCUCAAAAUAAGGAAAGAAGGAAAGGAAAAAAAUAUUGUCAUUUUCAGCUAGGAGUUGUGAUACUGAUUAGUUUGCUUUUGUGGGCAGCUGUAAUGUUUUAUUCAAAUUCUUUCAGUAACAAGUGCACUGAAUGGAGAGGAGAAGUGUGAGGUCAUGUUACCAUGGUAGCAAAAGUUCUGAAUCUCAACAAUCUUUCUUGGCAGAGACAGCCAUUUGCAUUGUCGAACGAUGGAAGAAAGGGCUACAGUUUUGUUCUUGAGUGCAAUAAUUGCAUAAUUAUUAUGCACAGGAAAAGUCAUACAUGUAAUUUUUGUCAUUUUUUUCCUGCCACGUUUGCAGGGCCACAGGCUGUUGAGAUCAAGAAAUUUUGCUACCUUGUCGACGUGAUGUAACGACUUUUCCUCUGUAUUAAUUUUCUUUUUUCCUUUAACAUUCUUUUUUUAGCUCGUAAAACAGAAGGAUUUUCAUGACCCACAAGACUGCACUGACUGCAGGUACUGUAUGAGUAUCAGGGCAUAUCAUCUUGUGUCAGAUGGUCUUGUAGAAUAACUGGUGUCUGAGAAAGCUUGACUCUCUAGUGUGAGGUUUGUGCAAGUUAAUACAGGCUACAGUAAGGGUGUGAGGCGGGGGAGUGGGGGAAGUGGGGAAUUAAAAAUUUACUGCUUCUGUAAAACAUCAUACUAGAGAGCCUAGACUUGACUGCUAUGGUUAUGGUUGUAUCACUGGUUUCUCCAGAAAACAAGCGUGCACAUGUAUCGGAAACUUCCAUUUGACCUUGAGCGCAUACCACCACCUGGUUAGAGCUCAGUUGGAAAAGAACCAGAAUGCCGAGAAGGAGGAUGUGGGUUUAAACUGUGACUGGAGCAUCAACAAAUAACUGGCAAGAUCACGCUGGCUGUGAUUUAAAGACUUUGUCUUAGUUUAGUUGAUCAUGCUUCUGGGCAGUGAUGUUAAGCUAUUGGCAUUGACUCCUUUGAUUAUCCUUCUUUCAUUAGUCAAUUUUAGGAGACGUACAAAGAUCCCACAUCAUGGUCAGAAAAGAGUAGUGAAAGUUUCCUGUGGUGUGGACGACUAACUCACUGCACAUGUAAUUCGUAUCAUGGGCUGGGUGGGUUAUAUAAUGGCAAUGGUCAUUUUGUAUGCUGAAUGUCCAAACUUACUGCUAAACAUGCAUGUUACUUAUAUAAAGCCAUUUCAAUAACCUGUUACUUUCUUCUAAAAAGCUCUAGCGACCUUUCAUGGCAUGAUAAUAUGAGGGUUUUGAAAAUAAUUAUUGCUCUUUUAGGAACAUGAAAUCUAACAUUGCAAGAACUGAAUUCUUGAAGAGAAAGAUGGAGGUAGUUAAGAGACCAGAAUUUGAAGACAGGCUUCAGGAGCACUUGUAUAAGAAGGUAUUUUAUACCCAAACUAAACUAGUUCAAAAAACAUAUGUCAUUAAUUUCAUGAAUCCCUCAAAUCUUAGGGCUAGAGUAACUAUGUUGGGGGUAAGAAUUUUUAUUAUUUUCUUGAUCAGUAACAUAGUAGCCUGUGUUACAGCUGGCUAACACAUCGUCUAAACCACUUGAAUGUAUAGUCUGUCAGCGAAUUAGUGUACAAAAGCUUGUUCUAAUAUCCUGCAAAGUCGCAUAGACAUAUGCAUGAAUGUUCCUGAUAGGCGGGUUUCAUAUGCGCCUCAUAUGUGUGCGUGACGGUUGGGCACAGUGACAUGUCAAAAUUCACAGAGGGGAGUUGGUAGGAUCGUUUACAGUAAACAAUGAAAGAGCAUUUUGCACUUGAAAGCCUUCUUCUGAACAAAAAAAAUGCUUUGAGAGAAUUCCUUCAAGGCCAGACUUUGCUUGUAAAUUUGCUGACUGGGUUUCCAGCAUCUUCCAAUCACUGCAGAUGCACUGCUGCACACUGUGCAAUCUAGCCGACAAUUCUAGCGUCAAAACAAAUCAGGAAAUCAUGAUCUUCAUCGCCGAAAAAAAAGCUUCUCACAUGUAGCCAUUCAGGUCCAGGCAUUUCAGAGAAAACCAAAGAAACUAAGGAUCAUUAUUUUAAUGGUAAACUGCAUCUGUGAUCAAAUCCUGUCAGAAAACAUCUGCAGAAACAGGAACUAAUAUGUACCAGCCCAAACAUCUUUUCAAGUAGCCCCAAAAAUGUUUUGAUGAGCAGAUUGAUUUCACAGUACUUCUGUAAUUUGAAUUCCUCAAAAAACUUCACUUGCCCGUUGGGCAAGUUAAUAACAGAAUUCACUAGCCCGAUGGCAAAAUCAUUAGCCCCGGGCUAUCAGACACUACUUUCUUUGCACGCUAAAGCUAACAUCUAAUAAGUCUAAGAAUGAAAUGUGAUGCUAGUCAUGAUUAUAAAGAGCUAGAACCUUGUGAACCAAUGUAACAACUAAUAUAUUUAAAAAGUUAUUCUUUCCUAUUUAUGCUUACAGGACUCAGCUACCCUUAUUGCGGACAUUGUAAAUUCUUGUACAAAGACAACUGUUCCUGCCAGUGAAGUGUGGCAAAAAUUUCUCUGUAAAGGAGACAGCAAUAACAGUUAA
Messenger RNA from Porites lobata, 5273 nucleotides. NCBI's taxonomy places the organism in Eukaryota, Metazoa, Cnidaria, Anthozoa, Scleractinia, Poritidae. The record is from the annotation of a GenBank genome assembly.